GAUGUAAGAAAUGGUAAAUUAAAUAAUUAAUAAAUCGGUGACAAAAGGAAAGUUCCCGUUUUAAUUUCAAUAUUCCCUAAUUCUAAGAUAAAUAUGAAACCGAAUAGAAAUCAAACAGAAGAAACCUAUAUAUACACCCCGACACCCUUCCUUCGAUUCAAACAAUUCACAAUAACAAGACAUCUAUAUUACCACAGAGAAUCAUGGACUCGACGCCUGUUUUCUUGCUUCAUGAACACAAACUCGAACAAUCGGAUGAGGUCACGGACUUCACGAUCAGAUUCGACUUAAAAACGUCGGAUCGAGAAUCCGAUUCCGACAAAAGGUCGUUCUCGUUUCCACUCGGAGAGUUCAUCGAUGAAAGCUUUCACAGCCAGGAGAAACUAGAGUUCUGCUUCUACUUCAUCGAAUCUUUGGGAGAAGACCGUGCUGUGUUUCUGUUGGAAGAACUGUCUUUGCUCGCUCGCAACGUGAGAGCCAUAGUUGGUCGAGAGCUUCGAGCAGUUUUGACGUUGUCCGCAACCGUUCUUGUCUGUUCGGACGAGCUCAGUGAGGCGAUUCGCGAGUCGUUUGAUGAGAGUAAGGCUUGGUUCAAACCCGCGACUGAAUCCGCGAUCGGGUCGUUGGGCAGAAGAAGAAUCGAGGAAAAGGGUUUGGUGGACGAGACCUGCAUGAUUUGUCUGGAUGAUUUCGUGUUCGGACAGGAAGUUACGAGCCUGCCUUGCUUCCACGAGUUUCACGACGGAUGUGUUGUCAAGUGGCUCGAGAGGAGUCAUGUUUGCCCGCUGUGUCGGUUCCAACUGCAUUGCGAACCGGGACCAGAACCAGAAGGACAACGUUUAGAGUGCUGACUCGAACAGUAUUAGAGUUAAUUCAACAGAAAUAACGAACUUUAUACGGCAUACCAACCUUGUGUAUGUAUAGCUCAAGGGAGAUUUAACUUUGAUCAUUGUUGAGAAUAUACAGAAAAUUUUAACCUUCCUCUCUCUGUUUUCCUCUCCUCUGUUCAGACACUAUUUUACAUUCUGUCUCUUUAUAAACAAGAUUUGUUGUUGAAUUUUUUUUUUUGUCAAUGAAGAUUACCCUUUUCUAGAAAGCUUAAACCCUGGUUUUGAUUUUCUUAUGAUAUCUUAUAACAUAUCAAAGAGGAGGAUUUUUGUGAUAGGUUAACAUCCGGCAAAAGAAAACAAAUGUCAAAUCUCACAUACAAUGAAUUCACAAGUUUCAAAGCACAACGAGUAGAAUGAAUGAAAAAUUCAUGCGGCCGACCCCGAAGAAAUUUGGGACUAAGGCGAAGUUCAAGUUUAAGAUCUUAUAACGUAUCAGAACCGUGAAAGCAAGCAAAAACCAUGAGAGAUUCUCUUGAGUUGUUUUCUUGUUUCAUGACUGUUUUUGAUGCCAAAAAGAGUACAGGGAUCGUAACCUGACCCACGAAAGGCUUACAGUAAAGAAAAGAAAAGAUGCACCCGUAGGCGGGUGUUUGGGGGGCGAGAAAAUGCAAGAAAAUAAUAAGGGAUAGACGAGAAAAUUUACACUGUACACAGGAGGAUAAUGAAAAA
Molecule: messenger RNA, 1559 nt
Organism: Tarenaya hassleriana
Lineage: Eukaryota; Viridiplantae; Streptophyta; Magnoliopsida; Brassicales; Cleomaceae
Product: E3 ubiquitin-protein ligase RNF6-like
Exons: 1
Coding region: 204-851 (215 amino acids)
Source: RefSeq, a predicted model, not a curated record